AUGAGAGAUCAGGUGAAACCGGGCCAGUUAACAGGUCAGGUGAAACCAGGUCACGUUCGAAGCCAGGUCAAAGGGAAGCCCAGGUCACGUUCCAAGCCAGGUCAGAGAGCAUACCAGGUCAGACAAAGCCAGGUCAAAGGCCAACCCAGGUCACGUUCCAAGCCAGGUCAUAGGGCAAACCAGGUCGCGGUCGAAGCCAGGUCACGUUCCAAGCCAGGUCACGUUCGAAGCCAGGUCAUAGGUGUCGGAAACCGAAGUGACACCAGCUUUGGGAACCGGAGCUUAUAUGACACUAGUGUCGGCACGCGGAGUGACACCAACGAGAGUGUCGGAAACCGGAGUGACGCCAAUGACAGUGUCGGGAAUAGGAGUCUGUAUGACGCCAAUGACAGUGUCGGGAAUAGGAGUCUGUAUGACACCAAUGACAGUGUCGGAAACCGGAGUCUGUAUGACGCCAAUGACAGUGUCGGAAACCGGAGUGACGCCAAUGACAGUGUCGGAAACAGGAGUCUGUAUGACGCGAAUGACAGUGUCGGAAACCGUAGCCUCUGUGACACCAACGACAGCACGGCGGUGGCAGUUGACAGCAGUGUCUGUUCCCUCAGUGACAGUUCUCAAAGCACUCUUGGUCGAAGCAGUAGUACCGGUUCUUUACGUACUCAGGACGAUUCGGAAUAUCCAAUCGUCGGUGUUUCGAAGCGAUUCGGUGGUGCGGAUAAGGAAUUCGGGAGAUUCGGUGGUGCGGAUAAGGAAUUCGGGAGAUUCGGUGGUGCGGAUAAGGAAUUCGGGAGAUUCGGUAGUGCGAAUAAAGAUUUUGGUAAAUACGACAGUGCGAAUAAAGAUUUUGGGAAAUUCGACAGUGCGAAUAAAGAUUUUGGUAAAUACGACAGUGCGAAUAAAGAUUUUGGUAAAUACGACAGUGCGAAUAACGAAUUUAGGGAAUACGACGACAGUGCGGAUAGGAGAUUGGAAGGAUUGGAAAUCGAGCUCAGAAAAUACGGUGCGGACUCGACGGUGUUCGACGGACCGCCGAAAUACGACGGACUGAACGCGGAUUCGAGAGUGUUCGACGGUGCGGAUAAGGAUUCGACCAAGCAAGGUUGUGCGGAUAGUCCCAAAUGGGGAUUCGAAGCCCCGGACUUUGAUCCGAAGCAACUCAGUGAUUCGGAUACCGGAUUCGGUGCUACGGAGAUUGAUUCGAGAAGAUUCGGUGCUCCGGUUAGUGAUUCGAGAAAAUUCGGUGCUCCGGAGAGUGAUUCGAGAAAAUUCGGUGCUCCGGAGAGUGAUUCGAGAAGAUUCGGUGCUCCAGAGAGUGAUUCGAGAAGAUUCGGUGCUCCGGUCAGUGAUUCGAGAAGAUUCGAAACGGACUCGAGGACUUUCGAAACGUCGGGGAGAGAUUCGAAGCGAUUCGGAGCUUCGGAAACCGGUUCGGGAAGGUACGAAGCGCCGGAAAAACCUCGGAGAUUCGAAUCCUUAGAAACCGCUCCGAGAAGAUCCGAACCACCGGAAAAACCUUCCCGAAGAUUCGACUCUCUCGAAACCACCGCCCGAAGACCCGAACAGAUAGAAACCGCUCUAGAAACCACCUCCAGAAAACACGGAACUUUAGAAACCACUUCUAGAAAACACGAAACCUUAGAAACCACUCCUAGAAAACACGAAACCAUAGAAACCGCCUCCAGGAAUCUCGAAGCCUCAGAACACGCCUCCCGAAGCUUCGAAACUCUAGAAACCGCCUCCCGAAGCUUCGAAACCCUAGAAACCGCCUCCAGCAACUUCGAAACCGCUUCGGAAGUCGCGUUUUCGAACCAGGGCGAAACCACGACCCUCGAGGACGUCCUCGAUUCUCUUCUCGCUCUCCCUUCGGCCUCGAGGUCACCGAGUCCCGUUCCUUGCAACAAGUUCUUUGCAACAGAUUCUUCGCAACAGGUUAUUUGCAACAGAAUAUUUGCAAACAAGUUCUUCGCAACAGGUUAUUUGCAACAUAAUCUUUUCAACAAGUUAUUUGCGACAGGAUCUCCGCAACAGGUUCUUUGCAACAUGAUGUUUGCAACAGAUUCUUUGCAACAGGAUAUUUGCAACAAGUUCUUUGCAACAGGAACUUUGCAGUAG
Messenger RNA from Penaeus indicus, 2112 nucleotides. Its product is annotated as dentin sialophosphoprotein-like. The transcript has 4 exons. The record is from RefSeq and is a predicted model, not a curated record. Gene Ontology annotation, biological process: neuropeptide signaling pathway. Bases 1 to 2112 code for a protein of 703 amino acids. Lineage: Eukaryota; Metazoa; Arthropoda; Malacostraca; Decapoda; Penaeidae.